AUCCUGAUUGGCCCAUGGCCUGAGGCGACAGAUUCCGGAAAGGGGAAGAGCAGCCAAUAUGGCGGCGGAGCGCGGCGCGGGGCAGCAACAGUCGCAGGAGAUGAUGGAGGUUGACAGGCGUGUUGAAUCUGAAGAAUCAGGUGAUGAGGAAGGGAAGAAGCAUGGCGGUGGCAUCGUGGCAGACCUCAGCCAGCAGAGCCUGAAGGAUGGGGUAGAACGGGGCGCAGAAGAUCCGGAAGAGGAGCAUGAACUGGCAGUGGAUAUGGAAACCAUCAGCCUGGACCGAGAUGCAGAGGAUGUUGAUCUGAAUCACUAUAGAAUUGGAAAGAUUGAAGGCUUUGAGGUGCUAAAGAAAGUGAAGUCACUCUGCCUUCGUCAAAACUUAAUUAAAUGCAUUGAGAACCUGGAUGAACUUCAGAGUCUUCGAGAACUGGAUCUCUAUGAUAAUCAGAUCAAGAAGAUUGAGAAUCUAGAGGCACUGACGGAAUUGGAGGUUCUAGACAUUUCUUUUAAUUUGCUGAGGAACAUUGAAGGGAUUGACAAACUGACACAGCUGAAAAAACUCUUCUUGGUCAACAAUAAAAUCAAUAAAAUUGAGAACAUAAGCACCUUACAGCAACUGCAAAUGUUAGAGCUGGGGUCUAACCGGAUCCGGGCAAUUGAAAAUAUCGACACAUUAACCAACCUGGAGAGUUUGUUUCUGGGGAAAAACAAAAUUACAAAGCUUCAGAACCUGGAUGCACUUAGCAACCUCACAGUCCUCAGUAUGCAGAGCAACCGGCUAACAAAGAUCGAAGGUCUACAGAACUUGGUGAACCUUCGUGAACUAUACCUCAGCCACAAUGGCAUCGAGGUUAUCGAGGGCCUGGAGAACAAUAACAAACUCACCAUGUUGGAUAUUGCAUCAAAUAGAAUAAAAAAGAUUGAGAAUAUCAGCCAUCUGACAGAACUGCAAGAAUUCUGGAUGAAUGACAACCUCCUGGAGAGUUGGAGUGACCUUGAUGAGCUGAAGGGUGCCAGGAGUCUGGAGACUGUGUAUCUGGAGCGUAACCCCCUGCAGAAGGAUCCACAGUACCGGCGGAAGGUCAUGCUGGCCCUACCCUCUGUGCGGCAGAUCGACGCCACGUUCGUCAGGUUCUGAGCCCUUCUUGCGCCUCACCUGGUCCCUCUCCUCAAAAGAACUUCCCAGCCACGGUUUUUUAAUCUACCUAUUGCUCCUGACGUCGUCACUCUACCAACAGUCACAACCCAAUGGCAAUAAUCAGGCACUGGCACUACCCGGCCUGUGAUACUUCACACCAUUUGGAGAUGCCAACACUAUUAAACCUUGCCACGCGGUCUUCCUGGUGAAUCGCUGACAGUUAUUGUAGCCAUGGAGAGAAUGCAGGACAUGUUACAGUCACUUGCCCCUCCUGUUUCUAUGUCCUUAGCUUGGUGGGCACUCUGGGCCGCCCCGGCAGACCUUCAAGUCGGUUUGCAAGGUUUAAGUAGUCAUGACCUACAACAGCACACUGGAUAGUCUUUCAAACCAAUUUUGGAAAGAAAAAAAUUUUUUCUUUGCCAAUUUUGAAAAGAAAAGAUUAUACUUUUUCUUUUUUGGAGUAAAGAUGGUCCAGUGUGGGAAGCUAUAAUCCCUGGUGCCCUUCCCACAUGAGGGAGGCUGAGCACAGCACACUGGGCACCAUGUGACCUUAUUCCCGCUUGGUAAAAGCCGAGAUAUGGAGAGCUUCAUUCCGUAUCACCCAGCUAUGUGGACCUAAGUGAUAUCAGAAACGUACAUGUCUGAGCUCUCGGCCACUGGGCACUAGUCACAUGGCUCCUGCACUCACCCCUCAUCCUCUGGCUGUAUGUAGAUGAAAUGUCUCUGAGCAAACUCUAGGGUGUAAAUCUGAUGCUGCAAGAGCAUUGUCCUCCCUCUGCGCCUCAGACUUCCUUCCAUACAGUAAGCACUAACUAUGGUCACCAAAGACCCGAGCUUCCAGGGUUCUAGUUCUGUACUGUCCCAGAUGGGGCCGCUAACUGCCACAUGUAGCAAUUACUAUUCAUAUUUAAUCCAUUGGAUCUAUUCAUCUCUUCAUUUGUGCUCACACUUCAUCUGCUCAGAGGCCACAUAUCAUGGAAGGCAUCUAUUUCUGCCAUCAUAGAAGGUUCUGGAAAACACUGCUCUAGACUGUGUUUAGUAGUAGGGGGAAUGGCUUGCAUUGAGCUGUGAAGCAUGUGACCAAGUGUCCAAGCUAACCAGUUAGCCAACUGCCCAGGAGUUUGUAAUGUCAGAAUGCUUUCAUGGAUUUAACAUCCGUUUCUGAUUCUAAUUCUCACCAAAAUAAACCGUAUGAUCUGGAUCUGUGCACCAUCUCCCUAACAAGAAGUAAGCUCUUAGCAUGGACCAUUGGGCGGAGCAGCAUGCAGCCCUGAGAACAUUGUGCCAUAUCCCUGGGAUUGUACCAAGCACCAUUCAUGUCAGAGCAAAAGAAAAACACCUUAGACACACAAGGACUGAAAUGUAGGUGUCCUUGCUGCAGUCACUCAUAGGAGGCCCACACCUGCAUGUGGCUUCUGUAGAGCGAGACAUAAUGUAGAGGGAGCAACAGGCAGCAGAGCCUCAGAGCCGCUCAAGGGUGUCCCUGCAGCAUUCAGUUGUGGGAGAGCCCUGCCAGGUAAAUGGAAUGGAUGAGGGAAUAUCUCCAAAUGAAUUGAAAUUCUGGAAUUAGGAAAAAAUGUCAAAAAAUUAUUCCUUAAAACAGGAAGAAUCUCCAGAAUCUAGAAAUGGCUGAAAGUUCUCAGUUAUGAUCGGUAGAAAAUGCCCCUGAAAAUCUUGACAAAUGCAGGGCAGAAGUAAAACCACUGCUCUUAUAGAAGAGCAUGCAUGCAAAGGUCUGAAAUCCAGGACUACUGACACUUCACCAGGAAGGCUUUGUCUCAGGAAUGAAUCCAGGGGUGGCUAGGAGCAGGCAGGACGGCCUGGGGUGCAGGCCUAUAAUCCUGUUUUCUCGUCUUCUCUGGAGGCUGAGGGAAGAGGAUGAAGGUUUAAGGCAUGCCUUAGCUACAGUGAAACUGAGGCCAGCCUCAGCAACCUAGUGAAACCCUAUCAGAAAGUAACGAUGGGGCUGGGAGGGUAGCUGAAGAAUAGAACACCUGCCUAGCGUUUAGAAGACCCUGGGUUCAAUUCCUAACACAGGAGGAGGCAAUGUAAGCAGAACCAGAAUUUACAUAAAUCACCACUCAAAGCAGUAAAAGAAAAAAAAAAACCAUCAAUCAGUUGUAUAUAUCCCUGGAUUUCUUUUCAGGGAAAAACAUUAUUAUUAUUAUUAUUAUUAUUAUUAUUAUUAGCAUUAGCAUUAGCUCGAUGCAUGAUGUCUGUGUGUGGGUGUGGGCACAUAUGUGCUGUGGUGCAGCAUGAUGACAGACUUGUAGUGUUUUCUCCUUCUCAUGUGGGUUCUAGGAAUUGAACUAGGUUGUCAGGCUUGUGCUGCAGUUUGCCAUCUCAUUGGUUCUGUAUUCCUGGACUCUAGCAUUUUUAUUUCUUUAUAAAUAAAAAGAUAUCUUAAAGCUGGUAGUCUGAUAGACUUGAGCUGUGGGAAAAGGCAGGCCAGUGGGUAAGAAAGUUCGCUCUGCAAACCUGGGAACCUGAGUUCAAAUCCCCAUCUCCCACGUAAAAACUGAGCAAGGUUGCAAUCCUAUAUAUAACCCUAGGAGAAGAAGCCAGCUCGGUGGCAAAGUGUGUGCUUAGUAUAUGAAGGCCCUGAUACCAUUGCCAAGGGUUGGGGGAUUAUUGAAAGUGAAGGCAAUUUCUCCAUUGGGCUACACACUAUUAUUUUUUAUUGUCACUGUGAUAGAAUACCUUGAGGAACCAGGAAGGAAGGGUUUAGUCUGACCCAUGGUUCAGUGGAUAUAGUGCCAGCAUGAGUAGCUUCCCACUGCAACAGUGAGAACUAACAUGUACAGCCAAGAGGCUAAGACCCAACCAGGGGUCUCCUGUCAGUGGCCCACUGCCAGCUAGCUUCCGUGUCCUAAAGGUUCUACAACCUUCCAAGAUAGCACCACCAACAGGGGACCACAUAGUCAAAUGGGUAAACCUCUGGUUACAUUUUGCGUUCCAGCAUUAACACACACAACACAGUGCAGGAGGGCACACACAAGCUACCACACUGCAUUUCAUCAAAUCUGAACACCAUGAAUUGUAAGAUACUGUUACUUUAUGAACACUCAGGAAACCUUCCCAAAUAGUUGUGCCUCUAGACCUACCUUAGUUGUAGAACAUAUGCUCGGUCCAGAGAUAUCGAAAUGUGGAAAAUAAAUCAAACUAUAUAAAUGCUAGCACUAAAAACUGCACUGAAAUAGAAAUGUUUUGUUCAGAAAGCAAGCAAACAUAUUGACACAAGGAAUGUUUACAGCAGGCAGGCAGCAGAUCUGUUGUGUAGGUUAAGUAACUGGUGAAGCAUAGAACACUUGGAUAGAAAUUAUUUUCACUUUUUCCCCAAGGAAAGAAAAGCAGUGAGACGUAUUAGCUACCUGAUAAAAGAACCAUCAUUAAGAAAAAGGGCCCCUCUGACCAAAAGUCACAUUAAAAACAAUCAGUAAAGUAGAAGUUA
Rattus rattus (black rat) is the source of this 4592-nucleotide messenger RNA. It is a transcript of the gene Ppp1r7, whose product is annotated as protein phosphatase 1 regulatory subunit 7. Gene Ontology annotation, molecular function: protein binding. Bases 59 to 1141 code for a protein of 360 amino acids. The transcript has 10 exons. The record is from RefSeq and is a predicted model, not a curated record. NCBI's taxonomy places the organism in Eukaryota, Metazoa, Chordata, Mammalia, Rodentia, Muridae.